AUGAGAUCAACAAAUGCAGCUAUUGAGUUUUUAUUUUUCUUAGCUAAAGGUUUCAUUCUUGGAAGAAUGCUCUAAAGACUUAAUAAAUGUGACUUAAACUUCUUGGAGUACUUUAAAAAGUUCCCUCAUUAUAUUGAAGAGAGAAGAGACUAAAAGAAAAUAGAGUUGGCUCCUUUGGGAGAAGUAUGUCUGCCAGGGUCUAUAUCAGAAUUUGCAUAAUAGCAACAAAUUUAGAAGGAAAAGAAAGAAAACAAUUUUUUUUAAAUCUCAGUUUCAAGCUCAAAAAGAGCAAAAAUUAAUAGAUAUCUGCCUACUGUGAAUUUAAAGCAUUGCAGAUUCAAUAUUUUAAGAAAGGAUCAUCUGCCGAAGAAAAUUUGGACAACCAAUUUAAUAUUAAUAUAUUCUGUAAAGAAUUAAUUGAAAAUUCUUCUGUUAAUAGAAGGAUAUAGAUACCUUUCUCUUUAAAUUAUACUCUAAUGA
This is a messenger RNA of Paramecium pentaurelia, 480 nucleotides long. Lineage: Eukaryota; Ciliophora; Oligohymenophorea; Peniculida; Parameciidae. The record is from the annotation of a GenBank genome assembly.